Messenger RNA from Lampris incognitus (smalleye Pacific opah), 2246 nucleotides. It is a transcript of the gene nadk2, whose product is annotated as NAD kinase 2, mitochondrial. Gene Ontology annotation, molecular function: NAD+ kinase activity. Bases 680 to 1915 code for a protein of 411 amino acids. The transcript is spliced from 12 exons. NCBI's taxonomy places the organism in Eukaryota, Metazoa, Chordata, Actinopteri, Lampriformes, Lampridae. Gene Ontology annotation, cellular component: mitochondrion. Gene Ontology annotation, biological process: NAD+ metabolic process; NADP+ biosynthetic process. The record is from RefSeq and is a predicted model, not a curated record.
CUUGCGUGGUGGUGUACGUGCGACGAAAUGCCCAGAAGCGCCUACCCGUGUAGCUAUACUGUCCUCGUGUUUUAAUUUAUUCGCAUAACUAUCUGUUGUUCGAUACCCGCACGUAACAAGUCAUGUGGGACUGACAAGUGUGACUGUCCGCGGUUCGGAUGGGAUAUAUGUUCUGAGAGCCUGUUAGUGGUAUGUAGUGGCGGUUUCGUCGCCAGUGACUUGUGAGCUAGCUGCUAGCUCCUAGCUAGCUGACUAGCUUGUUGACUAACCCAGUGACGGGACGUCUAACCUACGCCAAGUCGCUGCCAACUUAGUGUUGGUUUCUGUGCUGUUCGGGGUAGGUUUGUUGUUCAGGGUAGGUUUGUUGAAUGACCGGGCUUUAAAGCGAUCAGCGAUAUGGACAGAAGCGGACCCGGCGUGCGCUUGACCUUCCUCCACAACUGGGCGUGCGACAUUUCGGAAUCUAUUGGUUUAUUUCUGCGCAAUGAUUAUUAGGUCCUUAUCCGAGGCUAUACAUGCUGGGCAGCCAGUGACGUAAUGUGUAUCAGACACUGUUCUUAGCUUGCAAACCUGUUGAGCUUAAGUGUUUUUGUUUUUUUUUUGGUUUUUUUUUUUAAAUCAGUUAUAAACAGUGAGUCGUCAUUCAGUAGUAGAAUUGUGCCUUGGGAACCAAUCUGUCAUGCUAUCAUAUGGAAAUUCAGUCAAUCGCCUCCGGCUGUUCCAAAAAACGCUUAGAAACAUUGCAUCACAACCAGACGGCGGAUUCAAACCAGCGAAAGUCGCGGUUGUAACGAAAACUACGAGAUAUGAGUUCGAACAGCAGCGAUAUCGCUACGCAGGUCUGUCCGAAGAGGACUUAAAGCAGCUGCUCGCUAUGAAGGGCUCCAGCUACAGUGGUCUUCUGGAGAGACACAACAUCCACACUCGCAGUGUCCAACACAUUGUGGAAAGUCUGCAGAGUGAAGGUAUUGAAGUGCGAGUUGUGAAAAGAGGAGAAUAUGAUGAAGAAGUUGUGCGGUGGGCAGAUACUAUCAUCUCUGCUGGAGGUGAUGGGACAAUGCUACUUGUUGCCAGUAAGGUUUUCAGCAAGGAUAAACCAGUUGUGGGUGUUAACACAGACCCUGAAAGGUCAGAGGGGCACCUGUGUCUGCCUGUACGCUACACAUAUGCCUUCACAGAGGCACUGAAGAAACUCUGUCGGGGGGAGUUCAGGUGGCUGUGGCGCCAGAGGAUCCGUCUGCAUUUGGAGGGAACAGGAAUAAAUCCUACCCCAGUGGACCUGCAUGAACAGCAAAUGAGCCUGGAGGAGCACAACCAGGCCCACCGCAUCACCACUAUGGACGGUCAGCGGGGGGCAGGAACAUUAAAUGACAGCCUCUCCAAACCAAAUCUCCUUCCUGUCAGAAGCCUCAAUGAAAUCUUCAUCGGAGAAUCUCUGUCUUCCAGGGCUUCCUACUACGAGAUCUCAGUGGAUGAUGGUCCGUGGGAGAAACAGAAGAGCUCAGGACUCAGCAUAUGCACAGGAACUGGAUCUAAAGCGUGGUCGUACAAUAUCAACAAGCUUGUUGAACAAGCUGUGGCAGACGUUCUGAAGAUAGGAAAGUCACAAACUGGCCUUGAUAUUCCACUCAACCACGCAUUUAUUGAAAAAGUUACCGAGGAAUACAAUCAGUCGCUGGUGUUCAGUCCAGAGGAGAGGCGGCUGUUCUUCAGCAUCAGGGAGCCCAUUGUCAAUAGAGUCUUCUCUAGCAGCCGCCAAAGAGGUUUCGCAAACAAGGUGUGUGUACGCUCACGUUGUUGGGAUGCGUGCAUGGUGGUUGAUGGCGGGACGUCGUUCGAGUUUAAUGAUGGUGCCAUAGCAACAAUCAGCAUGAGUGAGGAGGAUCAACUGCGGACGUUGCUUCUUGAAAACUGAGGCGAUUAGGUGUCGUGAGCUGAAAAGAACUUUGGGAAAUGACAUGCUCAGCCACACUGUUGCAUUACUUCCUUGUGCAUACUAAAUGAAAUGUAUACCAGCUAGACACGUACACCACUUACACAUGGUAAUAAUAUUUGACUUUGUGCAUUGCUGUUUUCCCAAGCCUGUUCACUGGACGACACAUUUUUUUCAAAAGUUUUGCUUCCUGAAAAGAAAUGAAGAGAUUAUGAGAGACAAUGUCAAGCUGAACACAAAAAUAAUGCCAGAGUUGCUGUAUCACGUGGCAAUUUGGAGAAACAUUAAAAUAACUUCUUUGAAUUUAACAUGU